AUGGCGGAUCCCUUUAAUCCUCACGGCCACUCGCAAGGUCUGACGCAUCCCCACCCCCACCACCCCCACACGUCAAAUCUCCAUCCCUCGAUCCAGCCUCCCGCACCUCCCGCACCUCCCGCACCUCCGCCGCCUCCACCGCCGCCGACACCUGCACCAGCACCGGCCGUGACGCAUACCAGGUCUUCCAAAGCGGUCUUCGCAAGGCUGACUCAGCCAUUUAUCGGGACGAGUAGACCUCCGAGCUCUUCUGGGCCCGGGGGUGGGCUUCAUGGGAAUUUACCGACUAGUGCUCCGUAUGGGUUCCCCCCUCUUUUUCUAAAGGAGAAAAUCAAAGAAAAACAAGAGACAAGAAGAAAAAAAGAAGUAUUAGGGCUGAUUUGAAGCGGUUACAACAAUUUGCUUUUGUCGAAUAAAAGUCGAAACCCAUUAAAACCCCGAACAACCCGAUAUAACCUCAAUAGCCCCAUCCUUGCGCUCUCCGCAAACGUAGAGGGCGACCAGGUCGUCAUCGCCGGUCGUGGCAUCCUUAAGAUCCUGUGUGUAGGCUAUGAUGAGAUCACUGAGGGUUCCGUUUUGGGCGUUCCCACGGAGCAGAAGAAGCACCUGCAGUACGACGUAAAAUGGGGAACGGUCCAUCAGAAGAACACCGUUGCGACGGCGGGGACGAACGGGACUAUCUGCAUCUACGAUACUAAGAAAGGGGCGUUGGACCGCCAGUUGAGGGAGCAUGGGAGGCAGGUGCACAAGGUGGCAUUCAAUCCCGCGGAUGGGAGGUUGCUGCUGAGCGCUAGCCAGGACGGGAAUGUCAAGCUUUGGGAUUUGAGGGAGAGGGGGAGUCGGCUGACGUUUAAGGGGAGGGCGGAUGCGGUGAGGGAUGUGCAGUUUAAUGCUUGGAAUGCGGUGGAGUUCGCCGCGGCUUUUGAUAAUGGGACUAUCCAGGUAUCGCCCUUCUACCUGUUAUCAUUGGCGGAAAGGGCACUAAUCGGGUUCGAUUAGAGGUGGGACUAUCGAAAGGAUAGUCUCUACGAGAGGAGCCUUAGUGCUCACAAUGGGCCCGCAUUCACUGUGGAUUGGCAUCCCGAUGGAAAACACUGCGCUAGUGGUGGCAGGGACAGAACUGUGAAGGUAUGGGACUUUUACGCUGAUGCUAGGCAAAAAGCGAAGCAUACGAUCUUCACCAUGACAUCCGUUAGUCGGAUUGCCUGGCGGCCGUUGAAACAUGGGACUACGGAGUUGGCCACCUGCGCGAUAAGUAAUGAUCACAGAGUUCAUGUAUGGGACCUGAAGCGUCCUUAUAUCCCCACGAGGAUAAUGGACGAGCACGAGAAUGCCGUUACGGGUAUUCUCUGGAAGGAUGAGGACAUCUUGUGGUCUUGCUCUAAAGACAGUAUGUUUGUACAAAAUGAUGUCGGCUUUGCAAGCCAACCCAUCAAUUCCCUUACUCAUGGGGCAUUCUCCUGGAGCCCUACGGACAGCUUUACCUUCAUGGUUGAGCAGCGCAAAUCGCGGAGGAGCACAUCUCGGAGCUUCGACCCGGAAGAUGAUCUAGCAGGUCAUGACCGGCGAAGACACGGGAGAAGCAGCUCCUUCAGGGGCUCAAAACCAACAUUGGGGGGCCUAGAAACCCUGGACAAGAUAUUCGUGCCGUCGCAGGCAUCCGCGAGUGCCCACGUGCCCGGCCUCUUCGACGAGGUGUCCUUCUCUUACUUUGCACAGAACUACGUCUUCGACCUGGAGGGUGUAAUGGGGGGACCGAAGGUUUCGCUCGGAGAGGCCUGCGAGGCGAACGCUCAGGCAGCCUGGGUGAUGCAGAAGUAUAGGACCGCCCAGACGUGGAAGGUACUUCAGCUCGCGCUCGUGCGCGAGGAGAAGGCGAUUAGCUGCAGACAUGAUGUGACGGCUGCUGGCUUCCCAUCGGCAACAGGAGCAGCGGGUAGUUUAACGAUGAGGAGGCCAGGACUGACUGUUGUCGAGCAGAGUAAUUCCGGAGGAGCGACACCGCUCGCUGGACCUACGCAUGUUAGUCCCGAUAGGAGCACUGCGACGCCUACACUGGGAAGACCUGGUGGUGCUGUAGAUGAUGCGUUGCUGCUGCCGCCCCCGGCCUUUGGAACAAGUCUUGGUUCUAGCACCACUUCCACAGACGGGGAAGAAUAUGCCGGGGGACGUGCGAAUGACGAUGAGACGGAGGAUGCAAAACAUCGGCCCCUGUUAGGCAUCGCGACGAGUGGCGGGGUGGAAGAAGCCAAGCCCAUUUUGGCAGACUCAUACAAUGGGGCAACCAAUACCACGACUGCUAAUGUUAAUAAUAAUAAUACGACUUCCACUGCUACUGCUACCAUGAGCGCUGCAGGGAAGGGUAAGUCAAUAGAUUCACUAGCUCUCUUGCCGGAGAGCACCGACUACUCCCCCACAACGCUCAUCUCACCUAUACCCCCGAUCCCGAUGUACCAGCCAGCGGGCUCCCCAGCAGCGCACAUGCUGCAAAGCGGGCAAUACUCCUCCUCUGCCUCCGGCAAUAUGGGGAAGCGACGGGAGAGGCUCUACUCGCUGGCUAGCGAGACCACGACUGCUUCCUCAUCCCCGUACGGCGACUUCCAUAACCGCGUCAGCGAGGACGACGAUGAGAGCACAUCCCCGAAAACCGGGACCUGGAUGGAAGCGAUUGUGGAAGAGCCCCCUUUACCACCACUGCCGCCUCAACAGCCUACUGCUGCUCCACCAUCUAUACACCUCCCCCCCUCUUCAAAACACAGGGCCAGCCGAGUCGCGCAAGGGGAAGAGGACCAGACAUUCCCCCUCCACCCCCUCCCCCUCUUACACACCCUCCUGGGGUACUACGCCUCAACAACAGACGUGCAAAUGCACACAACGAUAUUCCUCCUCCUAUCUUCCUCUCGGGCGCUCUCCCCUUCCCCGCUGCUAAAUAACCUCUUCAACAUCCCCACCCCAGCUACCACCACCGCCGCGGCCACCACCCCACCCCCCCUCCUAGAAUCAAUAUCCUCAUACCUAGACCUCCUCCGCCGCUUCAACCUCCACUCUGUGGCCGCUGGCGUGAUCAAGUGCGCACAAGCUCUCCCCGAAUUCACUGCUCUCGGCCAGACGAAUACGCAUUUGGACUUUGCCUGUGGCAGGUGUGCUCGCCCCAUUACCGCUACUGCUACCACUACCACUGCCAAGGUUGGAGCUGGGGGUGGGGGUGUGAGGUGCAGAAAGUGUGGGGCCGUGGAUGGAUGCGUGAUUUGUUGGGGCCAGGUUGGGAGGUGGAGUAUGUGUCAAGGUUGCGGACACGGCGGACACGAUGCGUGUUUGAGGGAGUGGUUCUUUGGCGGUGGCACCGGGGGGGAGUGCGCCGCUGUUGGAUGUGGGCAUUAUUGUUUGCCGGGGUAG
This is a messenger RNA of Tuber aestivum (summer truffle), 3396 nucleotides long. NCBI's taxonomy places the organism in Eukaryota, Fungi, Ascomycota, Pezizomycetes, Pezizales, Tuberaceae. The record is from the annotation of a GenBank genome assembly.